Messenger RNA from Pelobates fuscus (common spadefoot toad), 2551 nucleotides. It is a transcript of the gene ACSS3, whose product is annotated as acyl-CoA synthetase short chain family member 3. The record is from RefSeq and is a predicted model, not a curated record. The transcript is spliced from 17 exons. Gene Ontology annotation, cellular component: mitochondrial matrix. Bases 281 to 2410 code for a protein of 709 amino acids. Gene Ontology annotation, molecular function: propionate-CoA ligase activity. NCBI's taxonomy places the organism in Eukaryota, Metazoa, Chordata, Amphibia, Anura, Pelobatidae.
AGCUGUAUCAAGUUUUUCCUUGUUUCUGCCACUCCCCCUGGUAAUUGAUUAGGGAGGGGGAACUCAGUUCAGAGUUUUCACUUAAAGAUCUACAGUAGACUGCUCUGAGAUACACGGCUCCACUCUCCAAGGAAAGCUUGAACUGGAUUUUCUGAGACGCCUUUGUCUAGUAAUGUUUGCACAAUAAGAGUUGAUCCAGUGCAGGAUUUUUUUCCCGCUGCUGUAACAAAACACACACAGAAAGAACUGUUGCCAGAAAAGUUAACUCCAGCACAAAAAAAUGUACUUUGGGAUAUUAUGGCUGUCAAAGCACAGCUUGGGAAAGAGAUGCCUGACUAGCAAAACGUUUAGUUCAUCUGCUUGGAGCCCUGUGCACAGAACAAAUGGCAAAUUCCAGGAAAACUUGAAGAUAAAGUUAAUUUCUCAGAUUUCAAGGACUAGGGAACGAUUAAUUUCUUCUGUGUAUUCUUCGCAGUUUACAGCCCCAUUGUACUCCACUUUCCACCAGGACAUUGACCAUGCUAAUUAUGAACAAGUCUCCAGAUUAUCAGUGGAAGACCCUGAAAGGGUUUGGGAGGAAGCAGCACAAAAGAUCACAUGGUUUAAAUCAUGGACCAAAACAAUGGACAACUCCAAUCCUCCAUUUACAAAAUGGUUUGUUGGUGGAGAACUUAACAUUUGUUACAACGCACUUGAUCGCCACAUAGAGAAUGGACGAGGACAUCAGCUCGCAGUUAUUCAUGACAGUCCUGUGACAGACAGUAAGCAGAAUAUUACUUACAAUGAAGUUUACGAACAGGUAUCCAGGUUAGCUGGCGUAUUGGUGAAGCAUGGCAUCAGAAAAGGAGACCGAGUGGUUAUUUAUAUGCCAAUGAUUCCCCAAGCAAUGUAUACAAUGUUGGCAUGUGCAAGAAUUGGAGCUAUACACAGUCUUAUAUUUGGAGGAUUUGCACCCAAGGAGUUAUCAGUGCGCAUUGAUCAUGCAAAGCCCAAAUUAAUAGUAACUGCAUCAUUUGGGAUCGAACCUGGAAGAAGAGUGGAGUACGUUCCUCUUGUGGAAAAGGCUCUGGAAAUGGUACAGCACAAGCCAGAGAAAGUACUUAUCUACAGUAGACCUAACAUGGAACAUGCUUCUCUUACCGCUGGCCACCAUCUUGACUGGAAUGAAGAGGUUGGAAAGGCUCAUCCUCAUGAUUGUGUUCCUGUGCCCUCAGAGCACCCACUCUAUGUCCUUUAUACAUCAGGCACAACUGGACUGCCUAAGGGAGUGGUACGAAACACGGCUGGGUAUGGUGUAAUGCUGAAUUGGACCAUGUCUGCUGUAUAUGGACUCCGCCCUGGAGAGGUAUGGUGGGCUGCUUCUGAUCUGGGAUGGGUGGUUGGCCAUUCUUAUAUUUGCUACGCACCACUGUUGCACGGCAAUACUUCAGUGUUGUAUGAGGGAAAGCCAGUAGGAACACCAGAUGCUUCGGCUUAUUUCCGCGUGUUAUCGGAACAUGGCGUGGCAGCAAUGUUUACUGCACCAACUGCAAUCAGAGCAAUACGUCAGCAAGAUCCAGAGGCAGAUCUGGGAAAGAAAUACUCUUUGGAAAAAUUCCGCACUUUAUUUGUUGCUGGAGAACGCUGUGAUGUGGAAACGCUUGAAUGGGCCAAAAAUAUCUUUAAGGUUCCAGUGUUGGAUCACUGGUGGCAGACUGAAACUGGAUCUCCUAUUACUGCAACAUGUGUUGGCCUUGGAAAUACUUUAACUCCUCCUGCGGGUCAAGCAGGGAAACCUGUUCCAGGAUAUAAUGUUAAAGUAGUCGACAACAAUAUGCAAGAAGUGAAGCCAAACACACUAGGAAAUAUUGUAGUGAAAUUACCUUUGCCCCCAGGAGCAUUCUCCUCUCUUUGGGAAAAUGAAGAUUUGUUCAAAGAUUUAUAUUUUCUAAACUUUCCAGGUUUUUAUGACACCAUGGAUGCAGGCUACAAGGAUCAAGAUGGAUAUGUGUAUGUUCUGUCUCGUGUUGAUGAUGUAAUCAAUGUUGCAGGGCAUAGACUCUCAGCUGGAGCUAUUGAGGAGUCUGUCAUGUUACACAAAGCCGUAGCUGACUGUGCAGUAGUGGGGUUGGAGGACUCUUUAAAAGGCCAUGUUCCACUUGCACUCUGCGUCUUACGAAAUGGUGUGGAUAAGACAGAAGAAAAGCUAGAAGAGGAAAUUGUAGCAUUGGUCAGAGAAUAUAUUGGCCCAGUGGCAGCCUUCCGAAAAGUAGCAAUCGUGAAACAGUUACCAAAAACGCGUUCUGGAAAGAUACCUCGUUCAACGCUUUACUCUCUUGUUAAUGGGAAACCCUACACGAUUGGUCCAACUAUCGAAGAACCCGCUGUUUUCAAAUGUAUAGAAGAUGUUGUAAAAGCAAAGUUUAACUAAGAAGACAUUGAACCAAUGAUUUUUUAGGAAAUUAAAUCUCCAUCAUCUUUAUCCACAGCACACCAGAAAACAUCUAUUACUCUAUCAAGAGAUCCGUGACCUUUGUAGUUUAUUUUUUCUGUUAGGUGGUGACAUUAGUAA